Messenger RNA from Plasmopara halstedii, 1161 nucleotides. Its product is annotated as P-loop containing nucleoside triphosphate hydrolase. The record is from RefSeq and is a predicted model, not a curated record. Lineage: Eukaryota; Oomycota; Peronosporomycetes; Peronosporales; Peronosporaceae. The transcript has a single exon. The coding region runs from base 1 to 1161 and encodes 386 amino acids.
AUGGACCGUCAAUGGGACGCUCGCUUCAACGUUCCAACGGAUGAAGAUUUAGGUACACUUUUGGCCAACGUCAAGGUGCUUAAUGAUCAACACAAGUUCCAAUACGUACUUGUUGGUGGCGUGGAAAUUGGAGAUCAACCUUUCCGUAAUGACUAUUUAAUUCGUCACGUGCACUGUUGUCUGGUAUACCCUAACAGGGUUAGUAAAUCCAGUGUUUUGAAACAACUUGGUAUUAAAGUGGGUCAUGGAUACUAUUUGGUUCCACGUACAAGAACUCUACCUGUGCAAGGAUGGAUUGACCAUCACAAGAAGGAGAAGACUAAAAUUAACAAGUGUUUCGUAUUAUUUGAAAGUGGAGUACCUCCAACGGAUACUGCUGGUGUUGUUGGUUUUCAAAAAAGAAGUGAACAUGAGAAGAAGAGGAAGUUGGAUGAAAUUAUCAUUGAAAUGAAGACUAUGAUAGAAGAAGGCCAUGAGAAGGAAGCGUUUGCCAAGUUUCCUAGGAACUUUCUUACGUAUGGAGAGAAACUAAAAGCAAUGAUCAAUCAAAAGAGAGAUUUCUUCAAAUCUAGCGGACACCCACAUAUUUGGAUUACCGGUCCACCUGGCAGUGGCAAGUCAGCAAUCUUACAAGUUAUCUAUCCGACGUAUUACAACAAGGAUCUUAACAAUCGGUUCUUCGAUCUCUACUCGCCAGAGUUUCAUACCCAUGUUCUCUUACAGGAUCUGGAUCACCAGACCAUUGAAAAGCUCGGUGUUCAAUUCAUCAAAACCUUGUGUGACGAAGCGGGAUUCCCUAUUGAUCAGAAGUACAAAACGCCUCAACUUACACGAACAACGGCACUUGUCUCGUCUAAUUUCGGAAUACAAGACGUUCUACCCGAAGACAUGCCUGGUCGAAAUGAAAAUCUUGCUGCGUUACGUCGACGGUUCUUCGAGGUUAAUGUUAGUGACUUUCUGCGACUGCUCGGACUCAAGCUGCUCUCGAAGUACGAAAUUACGGGACUAAAGCUUAAAGGUAACCUGGAUCCACGCAAGCUAUUCAUACAUUGGGACUACUUGCGCAACAUACCAACUGGUGAAGAAGUACCAAGUGAAGAUGUGCUUCAAAAACUAGUAAAAGAUGCAUAUUAUGGUGUUCAAACUAGUGUCACUGAGUAA